AUGCCUGAAGAACUGCCACCCUUUCCUUCGGGACCUGCUCUGGAUAAGCUGGAAAACUUCAACUUUCUUCUCUCGCAUACCAAUGCCGCAGCCAAGGCGGCGCGGAACUAUUCGUUGGACACCGACCCUGGGCUGGUCCCAUACGGCAGUGUGAAUGUGGACUUUGAUCAGACGGAGGGCAUGGGCGGUCUCUCCGUCAGCUCCUACGACAGUAUCGAAGAUGAGAGGAGCUCACUCGACUUUCGAGCUUAUCCGUAUCAUGGUCCCGUCGGCGACAAAUCGAUCAACUAUUCUGUACCCGACCAGAUGAUACCCUACCCGGCGCAUUCGGUCUAUCCGCCCAUAUCAUUCGCGCCGGACGACUUGGGGCACGCCCCGGGAGCAUUGACCCCCUCGGAUGUCUCCUCGUCCAUCUCGCCCCCCAAUGGCCAGAUGGGCAACAUCAAAUACUCCACUUCCAUUCCGGGAGAUCGAAUCGCCGCCGCUCUCGACCAGGAGGAAGGGGUCCGGAUGGCUGCUGAAGAAGAUCGUCGCCGCCGCAACACCGCCGCAUCGGCCCGCUUCCGCAUGAAAAAGAAGCAACGUGAACAAGUUCUUGAACGCACCGUGCGGGAGACCACCGAGAAGAAUGCCUCCCUUGAGGCCCGCGUGGCGCAGUUGGAGAUGGAAAACCGGUGGCUGAAGAACUUGCUUACCGAAAAGCACGAGAUCGUGACUGCUCGAAUGCCGCCCCCUCCCGGGGAGAGCAGCCCUCUCGAAUCAAAAUCGAACAGCACACGUGCGGGUCAAAAGCAUAUCCAGCCCAAAAAGAAAGGUGUCGGUACCGGGGAGUAG
Molecule: messenger RNA, 834 nt
Organism: Penicillium oxalicum
Lineage: Eukaryota; Fungi; Ascomycota; Eurotiomycetes; Eurotiales; Aspergillaceae
Product: Regulatory protein cys-3
Exons: 2
Coding region: 1-834 (277 amino acids)
Biological process (GO): regulation of transcription by RNA polymerase II
Cellular component (GO): nucleus
Molecular function (GO): DNA-binding transcription activator activity, RNA polymerase II-specific; RNA polymerase II transcription regulatory region sequence-specific DNA binding
Source: RefSeq, a predicted model, not a curated record